AUGGGUGACCGCGCGGAGGCGACCUUACCCUUGGCUCCGGGGACACCGUCAACCCGUUCCUGGCUUCCUGCUCCCACCCGGCCUGCUCUCACCCGGCCUGCGUCCACCCGGCCUGCGUCCACCCGACCUGCGUCCACCCGGCCUGCGUCCACCCGGCCUGCUCCCACCCGGCCUGCUCCCACCCGGCCUGCUCCCACCCGGUCUGCUUCCACCCGGCCUGCUUCCACCAAGCCUGCGUCCAUCCGGCCUGCUUCCACCCGGCCUGCGUCCACCCGACCUGCGUCCACCCGGCCUGCGUCCACCCAGCCUGCUCCCACCCGGCCUGCUUCCACCCGGGCCGCGUCCCCCCGGCCUGCGUCCACCCGGCCUGCGUCCACCCGACCUGCCUCCACCUGGCCUGCUCCACCCGGCCUGCUCCCACCCGGCCUGCUCCACCCGGCCUGCUCCCACCCGGCCUGCGUCCACCCGGCCUGCUUCCACCCGGCCUGCGUCCACCCGGCCUGCUCCCACUCGGCCUGCGUCCACCCGGCCUACUCCCACCCGGCCUGCGUCCACCCGGCCUGCGUCUACCCGGCCUGCUUCCACCCGGCCUGCUUCCACCCGGCCUGCUCCCACCCGGCCUGCGUCCACCCGGCCUGCUUCCACCCGGCCUGCGUCCACCCGGCCUGCUCCCACUCGGCCUGCGUCCACCCGGCCUACUCCCACCCGGCCUGCGUCCACCCGGCCUGCGUCUACCCGGCCUGCUUCCACCCGGCCUGCUUCCACCCGGCCUGCGUCCACCCAGCCUGCGUCCACCCGGCCUGCUUCCACCCGGCCUGCGUCCACCCGGCCUGCGUCCACCCGGCCUGCUUCCACCCGGCCUGCGUCCACCCGGCCUGCUCCCACUCGGCCUGCGUCCACCCGGCCUGCUCCACCCGGCCUGCUCCCACCCGGCCUGCUCCACCCGGCAUGCUCCCACCCGGCCUGCUUCCACCCGGCCUGCGUCCACCCGGCCUGCGUCCACCCGGGCUGCGUCCACCCUGCCUGCUCCACCCGGCCUGCGUCCACCCGGCCUGCGUCCACCCGGCCUGCGUCCACCCGGCCUGCGUCCACCCGGCCUUCGUCUACCCGGCCUGCUCUCACCCGGCCUGCGUCCACCCCCUGCGUCCACCCGGCCUGCGUCCACCUGGCCUGCUCUCACCCGGCCUGCGUCCACCCGGCCUGCGUCCACCCGGCCUGCGUCCACCCGGCCUGCUUCCACCCGGCCUGCUUCCACCCAGCCUGCGUCCACUCGUCCUGCGUCCACCUGGCCUGCUCUCACCCGGCCUGCGUCCCCCCGGCCUGCGUCCACCCGGCCUGCGUCCACCCGGCCUGCGUCCAUCCGGGCUGCGUCCACCCGGCCUGCUUCCACCCGGCCUGCGUCCACCCGGCCUGCGUCCACCCGGCCUGCUCCCACCCAGCCUGCAUCCACCCGGCCUGCUCCCACCCAGCCUGCGUCCACCCGGCCUGCUCCCACCCAGCCUGUGUCCACCUGGCCUGUUCUCACUCGGCCUGUGUCCACCCGGCCUGCGUCCACCCGGCCUGCGUCCACCCGGCCUGCUCCCACCCAGCCUGCGUCCACCCGGCCUGCUCCCACCCAGCCUGCGUCCACCUGGCCUGCUUCAACCCGGCCUGCUCCCACCCAGCCUGCGUCCACCUGGCCUGCUCUCACCCGGCCUGCGUCCACCCGGCCUGCCUCCACCUGGCCUGCCUCCACCUGGCCUGCCUCCACCUGGCCUGCCUCCACCUGGCCUGCCUCCACCUGGCCUGCCUCCACCUGGCCUGCCUCCACCUGGCCUGCCUCCACCUGGCCUGCCUCCACCUGGCCUGCCUCCACCUGGCCUGCCUCCACCCGGCCUGCUCCCACCCAGCCUGCGUCCACCUGGCCUGCUCCCACCCGGCCUGCGUCCACCCGGCCUGCGUCCACCCGGCCUGCAUCCACCCGGCCUGCGUCCACCCGGCCUGCGUCCACCCGGCCUGCUUCCACCCAGCCUGCGUCCACUCGUCCUGCGUCCACCCGGCCUGCGUCCACCUGGCCUGCUCGCACCCGGCCUGCGUCCACCCGGCCUGCGUCCACCCGGCCUGCAUCCACCCGGCCUGCGUCCACCCGGCCUGCGUCCACCCGCCUGCGUCCACCUGGCCUGCUCUCACCCGGCCUGCGUCCACCCGGCCUGCGUCCACCCGGCCUGCAUCCACCCGGCCUGCGUCCACCCGGCCUGCGUCCACCCGGCCUGCUUCCACCCAGCCUGCGUCCACUCGUCCUGCGUCCACCCGGCCUGCGUCCACCUGGCCUGCUCUCACCCGGCCUGCGUCCCCCCGGCCUGCGUCCACCCGGCCUGCAUCCACCCGGCCUGCGUCCACCCGGCCUGCGUCCACCCGGCCUGCUUCCACCCAGCCUGCGUCCACCCAGCUUGCGUCCACCCGGCCUGCUUCCACCCGGCCUGCUCCCACCCAGCCUGCGUCCACCCGGUCUGCUUCCACCCAGCCUGCGUCCACCCGGCCUGCUUCCACCCAGCCUGCGUCCACCCAGCCUGCUCCCACCCAGCCUGCGUCCACCCGGUCUGCUUCCACCCGGCCUGCGUCCACCCAGCCUGCGUCCACCCAGCCUGCGUCCACCCGGCCUGCUCUAACCCGGCCUGCGUCCACCCGGCCUGCUUUCACCCGGCCUGCGUCCACUCGGCCUGCUCACACCCGGCCUGCUCCCACCCGGCCUGCUCUCACCCGGCCUGCAUCCACCCGGCCUGCGUCCACCCCGCCUGCUCCCACCCGGCCUGCGUCCACCCCGCCUGCUCCCACCCGGCCUGCGUCCACCCGGCCUGCUCCCACCCGGCCUGCUCCCACCCGGCCUGCUCCCACCCGGCCUGCUCCCACCCGGCCUGUUCCCACCCGGUCAACCUGUCAAGCCUCACAUUUGUAGAUGCUUCUUCUAUGUCUACUCCAGCAGCAUUUAUUAUCUACUUUGUAGUCAUCUACUGUAUAUCUACUCCAACAUCAGGAGACACUGGUGAAGGCAGCAGAGACACUGGUGAAGGCAGCAGAGACACAGGUGAAGGCAGCAGAGACACUGGUGAAGGCAGCAGAGACACAGGUGCCAGACUGCACUCUGCUGUGGCGCCGCCGACACCGCGCUCUGCUGUGGCGGCGCCGACACCGCGCUCUGCUGUGCCGCCGCCGACACCGCGCUCUGCUGUGGCGGCGCCGACACCGCGCUCUGCUGUGCCGCCGCCGACACCGCGCUCUGCCGUGGCGCCGCCGACACUGUGCUCUGCCGUGGCGCCGCCGACACAGAUCUGCUGUGCCGCCGCCGACACCGUGCUCUGUGGUGCCGCCCCCAACACUGCGCUCUGCGCCGCGUCUGAGUGA
This is a messenger RNA of Procambarus clarkii (red swamp crayfish), 3381 nucleotides long. NCBI's taxonomy places the organism in Eukaryota, Metazoa, Arthropoda, Malacostraca, Decapoda, Cambaridae. The record is from RefSeq and is a predicted model, not a curated record.